This is a messenger RNA of Thalassophryne amazonica, 2237 nucleotides long. Its product is annotated as probable G-protein coupled receptor 153. Gene Ontology annotation, cellular component: membrane. The transcript has 5 exons. NCBI's taxonomy places the organism in Eukaryota, Metazoa, Chordata, Actinopteri, Batrachoidiformes, Batrachoididae. Gene Ontology annotation, biological process: G protein-coupled receptor signaling pathway. Gene Ontology annotation, molecular function: G protein-coupled receptor activity. The coding region runs from base 229 to 2208 and encodes 659 amino acids. The record is from RefSeq and is a predicted model, not a curated record.
GCUCUGACAUCCUCCGCCCUCUGACGCCUCACUGGAUUAAAGCACAAUGUCCCCUUCCCACUGUGUCCGACCCACAGAGAGUGCACAUCCACUCAGAUAGGAUGCUUGCCGCUUCCAGCACCCUGCAUCCCCUCCUGCCCAUCACCACCUUUUCCUUCUCCUUGCGUGCACCUGCUCUUGCCAACAGUUCCAUCCGGGCCCCCAGGCUCCACCCUACCCCACUCCAACAUGGUGGGUGAGGUAACCACCAUGAAGGAUGAAGUCAUCACUGCUAACACGCUGGCUUGGCUGGUCUGCUCAGGUGUGUCCAUCCUGGCCAACACUUGGAGCAUCCUUAGCGUCAGCGCCAAGCAGAAGAAGUGGAAACCGCUGGAGUUCCUCAUCUGCACACUGGCGGGCACGCACAUCCUCAACAUGGCCAUCCCCAUCACCAUGUACUGUGUCAUAAUGCUGCGCCGUCAGCACUCCAGCUAUGAUUGGAACGAGGGGCUGUGUAAGGUCUUUGUCUCCACCUUCUACACUCUCACACUGGUUACCUGCUUCUCCGUCACCUCGCUGUCUUAUCACCGUAUGUGGAUGGUCCGCUGGCCUGUCAACUACAGGUUGAGUAACACCAAGAAGCAGGCAGUGCACACAGUGAUGGGCAUCUGGAUGGUCUCCUUCAUCUUGUCCACGUUGCCAGCUGUGGGAUGGCAUGACACCAUCGACCGCUUCUACACUUCCGACUGCCGAUUCAUCGUCACGGAAAUCGGCCUGGGCUUUGGCGUGUGCUUUCUGCUGCUGAUCGGCGGGAGCGUGACCAUGGGUGUCAUCUGCAUCGGCAUCGCUCUCUUCCAGACCUUCUCCCUCCAAGCUGGCCACAACACCGAUAAGAACAAGUUCAACGUGCCUACCAUCGUGGUGGAGGACGCGCAGGGGAAACGCAGAUCGUCCAUCGAUGGAUCGGAGCCUCUGAAGACAUCGCUGCAGAUCACCUACCUGAUCAGCGGCAUCGUCUUUAUCUAUGAUUUCCUGACUGGCUUCCCCAUUCUGGUGGUGAGCUUUGCCAGCCUGAAGUACGAUCGGUCCUACAGCUGGAUGGUGUUGUGCGUUCUCUGGUGCUCCAUCGUCCAGUCCAUCUUAUUACCCAUGUUCCUUUGGGCGUGUGAUCGCUAUCGCGCAGACAUCCGUAUGGUGUGGGAAAAGUGUGUUGCCAUCAUGUCCAACGAUGAAGUCGAUGAAGAAAACAGCCAAGAUGGAGGAAUUCAUGCCGACUUAAUAUAUGACAGACCAUAUGACUAUAGCUCGGCGCCUGAAAUCAUGACGGUAGACCAUAAUGCCAAGUAUGAGUUCUCGACCUUAGAAAGGGGGGUUCCGCAAGGGUAUCCAUUGAGGGAACAACAGGAAGAUAAAAUGCAGUACUUGCAGGUGCCCCCUACAAGAAGAUACUCCCACGACGAAACCGACAUGUGGACCAGCGAGCGGAUCCCCACCUUUCUUCACCAAUGGGCCUGUACCGAGGACAUGAUAGUGACUGCCCACUACAGCUCCACCUUACCGCGCCACGAGAGGCGCAGGAGCAGCCUGGUGUCCUACCACGAGGAGAACCACCACCAUCGCCACCCGCAGCGCAAGCGGCGGCGCUCUGAGGACAGCCUGCACUCCCUCAAACACCUGCCAAGUGUGGUUUGCAGCGGCGAGUGUUAUGAGGACGAGCAGCGCUGCUUUAGCCGCGACGAGGUGAUCAAUUUUAUAGACGAGACACCGCUGCCGAGCCCUAGGAAGAGCCCGCGGCGCGCAUCCACCAUCUCACUUAUCCCCAAUAUUUAUGAGCAGCAUGCUGUCAUUCUUCCUCACUUCCCGCUCACAGACUUUGAACGAGAGCCUCAGGCCCUGAAGCGACUCUCCGAACACAAACGGAGCAGUAGUCGAGGCAACUCGCCCGAAGGCUCGCCCAAACCAGACCGAUCUGCCGGCAAGAAGAGCCCCGGGGGUUCCAGGCCCGCAAAGGGCACCCGGGAGCAUCUACGAGAAGGGAAGCGGCACAGCAAGGCAGUGUCACCUGGAUGGAGCCAGCACGCUGUGGAGCAUUCUCCCCGUAAGAACAGGACAGACCUUGGGGGCAGAGCUGGGGGUGAGUGGGGACACCACAAGCACAGAGCUGAGAGCAAAGGAAGCACAAACAGUUUAGGGGCGCCUGUGGCGUCCUCGUCCGGAUCCGCCAGCUAAAGGCAGCGUGUGAAUAACAGCGUUAUUAC